AUGUCGCUGCAGACUGCAGCCAAGAAGGAAGCGCGGGGAGAGAGUGAAACAGAAGGAGGAGGACGAGGGGACCCGGACGGAAAGGGGGUGACGGAAGCACAAGCGGAAGGAGGGCUCACCAAGAAUGGUGGUGGAGGAGGGACUCAGCUACCAAGAGAAGGAGAGAAGGAGGAAGCCCGGAGAGGAGGAGAUGAGGACGGUGGAAGCAGAAGGGCAACGGAUUGCGGAAGGAACUCGGCAGCGAAACUCGGCGGGGCAGGAGCGGCCGAGGCAGGCAAAGGGUGGGCGGCGGACGCAGGAACCGGAAGAAAAACGGAACGGAACACUAAAGGAGGCGAUCAAGAGGAGGGCAUGGCUGCAAACGAUAGCCGACCAGAUGGGUGUCCGAGCAGACGGCGGCGCAAGCGGAAGGCAACGGAUGGCAGCAGCAGCGCCAGCGGCGCAACGGAGCAUCAGCGCCACCAGCCGGCGCUGGACAAGACAGCCGAGGUGGGCGGGAGGGGAAAAGAGAGUGGAGGUGGGGAAGGAAGUCAGAGAGGACAGACGGCAGGGGAUUGCGGCAGCAUGCAGGGCAUUGUUUGCAGACGGACUUGCACGGCCUGUGCAGCGGAAAGGAAAAGGAGAUCGCACGUGGCGAGGGCGCUCAAAAAGAAGAUUCGAGACGAGAGACGGCGUCGCGUGAGACGGCAAAAGCGGGCCGAACGGAAAGAGAGGGACCGCGUGGCGAGGAACGGUGCGCUUCUGAGACUUUAG
This is a messenger RNA of Klebsormidium nitens, 753 nucleotides long. NCBI's taxonomy places the organism in Eukaryota, Viridiplantae, Streptophyta, Klebsormidiophyceae, Klebsormidiales, Klebsormidiaceae. The record is from the annotation of a GenBank genome assembly.